Messenger RNA from Xiphophorus hellerii (green swordtail), 2716 nucleotides. It is a transcript of the gene jam2b, whose product is annotated as junctional adhesion molecule 2b. Gene Ontology annotation, cellular component: protein complex involved in cell adhesion; cell surface; tight junction. The record is from RefSeq and is a predicted model, not a curated record. Gene Ontology annotation, biological process: leukocyte cell-cell adhesion. Lineage: Eukaryota; Metazoa; Chordata; Actinopteri; Cyprinodontiformes; Poeciliidae. The transcript is spliced from 10 exons. Bases 146 to 1009 code for a protein of 287 amino acids.
CAUGAACGCCCACAGCCCCUGCUGCAGAUGAAACUUGAAGAAGAGGCUGCAGAGGGUUAGCAGUUAAACUUUAUCUCAUCCAGACUCAGCAAAUCCCCUCCGAGCUAAACUCCAGAAGCAGGACGGACCAUAAAACACCACAAAGAUGCUGCCGCUGCUGCUGCUCAUCAUCGCUUUACACAGUCACAUGUGUCUGUCAGUGACAGUAAGCACCAGUAAGCCCAAAGUGGAGAUCCAUGAGCACACAGACGCCGUGUUGUCCUGUGAGUUCAAGACAGAAAAAGAUCAGAACCCUCGAGUUGAGUGGAAAAAGAAAGGAAAAGGAGUGACUUUUGUUUAUUUUGACAAGAAAUUUGCAAAGUCCUACGCAGGACGGGCUAAGAUUGAGGGAGCGACGCUGACGAUACACUCAGUCACCCAGAAAGACUCGGGGGAAUAUCGCUGUGAGGUAACCGCCAGUGAAGACCACGUUAACCUCGGAGAGGCCACUGUGACCCUCAAUGUGCUCGUGCCUCCUCACGUCCCGUCAUGCGAGGUGCCGAGCUCGGUGUUUGUUGGCACCGGCCUCGAUCUGUUCUGUAAGGACAAGCUCAGCGUGCCUCCGGCCACCUACCGCUGGUACAAAGACAACAAGGCUCUGACCGCCACGGGAGACGCUCCGUACAGCAUCGACACAAACAAGGGAACAUUGAAGUUCAAGAGCGUGUCCAAAGAAGAUACAGGGAUGUAUCGCUGUGAGUCCUCCAACAGUGUGGGGGCGCCAAAGAGUUGUGUAGCCAAGCAGCUCACAGUUGUUGAAUAUCCGUGGAAUAUGACAAUGUUGAUAGCAGGUGCGUCAGGAUUUGUGACGCUGAUCCUUUUCUGCUGUAUCUGCAUCUGUAUCUGCCACCGUAGAGGCUGCUGCAAGAAAAGCAGGAAGACAAAAAACUCUAAGUCCUACAACCCUCCCCCGCCUCCUCCCACCCGCAACCUCAAGCACUACAAACAAACUCAGUCCUUCAUGAUCUGAGGGGACGACAACGAUUUUGUCAAAUAACCAAAGUGAACAGCAGGAACACUCGGAGGCUCUGCUGCAGGCGGAGAAAUCUUCAGCUUUCAGGCGAAGCAGAUGUUUCCUUCCUGGGUUGUGGAUUCUAUCCAGUGGAAGUCCCGAUGAUACAAAGCCAAGUGUACAGCUUCAUUACUUUUUCAUAUCCUGUAUGAUAUUUGUCAUGUAAUGUUUUCCACUUCUUGUUUUGAGAGCAGAUGUUAAGCUCUUUAAGCCACUCAUAAGUCAGUGUAUAUCUUAUUUUUGGUAAAACUAUAUAUAUAUUUGGUUAUAAAUGCUUCAUGUUGGUUUUGGUUGACUUAGAUAUGGAAUAUUUAAUGUUUCUAGUCUUUUUUCUAGCAUUUAAUUGAGCUGUUUGAUGAGCUGAUGCUGUUUUCCUUGUAAACAUUUUUUUAAAAUAAUUGAACAGGUGUCUGCACACACUGAACAGUGUUUUAGAAGUUUAAAAAUCUUUCUUACUUAUAUUUUUGAGAAAUCUUAGCUUAUACUCAAUAAAGACUGCUGGGUAAAUAUGCAUAUUGGGUUUAAUGGUGCUCAGUAAGGCUGGAUUAGACAAAGUGUAAUGCAUACGACAUCAUGCUCCGCAUCGGCACCUUGCAUCAGUUAGUGUAAUAAAUCUGAUUCAGAUUUAUUUGUAUCCCAAAUGGGCAAUGAUGUUACAGCAGGUAUGCAAACUAGAAGACAAAGUAUCAAAGAUUAAAAAGUAAAAAACAACAAAACAUGCCAAAAGGACAUGAAAUACAAAUCAAUACAUAAUGGGAAGAGAACAGCAAUGUAUUUCAUUAUUGACCGACAGUUGCUACAAACACUAAAGCAGGUGCAACCUUGUCCUGCAUUAAAAAGAGAAAUUGCUGUAGGAACAAAAGAGAGCUUGUACCUGUUACUUUUUAUAUUGAGCCUGAUGCCAAAAGGCAGAAACUGGAACUCAGCAUGUAAAGGAUGAGAAGUAUCUGCAAUAAUGUCUUUAGUUUUCCUAAUGAUUUGUUUUUUUACACAGUUCUGCAAGUGAGAAUUGUUCAACCCCUAAGAUCUUAUUGCUAGUAUGUAUUACUCUGCUAAGGGCGUUUUUUGGUCUAAUACUGAGAUUCCCAAACCAACAGGGCAGGGAAAAAGUCAACACAGAUUCAAUAUAUGAUCUAUAAAAUAGGAUCAUCAAUGACUUAUCAACUUGAAACUUUGUGAGCCUAAUUAGACAAAAUAAUCUUUGCUGGCCCUUUUUUGUAGGUUUUCUGAAGGGCAGGAACAUUUUAACUUAUUAACCAAAAUAGACCCAAGAUAUUUGCAGUUCUCUACUGUCUCCACUGUCUGACCUUUAAUUACUGUACAAAUACUGAUGUUUUUUCCCCAUUUAGACCAAAGAUGAAACUCACUUGGUUGGUGGAGGUACAAAAAUUGCUCACAUAUGUAGGGAAGCUAAACAGAUGUGAGAAAGUCAGAGGAACAUUCUAGAUGUUAUACUAAAGGCACCGAGUACUAAUAACACAUUACAAUCAUGCUUUCCUUUACACUAGUUUUUUUUUCAAAUAUGCCGUGAUCUGGUGACUCUCAAAUAAUCUUGGAAAGCCUGAAUAAUGCAGGGCUGUGUGAAACUGCAGCCUAACUCACACACAUUUUUGCCAUAUUGUGCCUCUUCUUAAUUUUAUAUGAAUAAAUGUGAGAUAAACUCUG